Molecule: messenger RNA, 1023 nt
Organism: Saimiri boliviensis boliviensis (Bolivian squirrel monkey)
Lineage: Eukaryota; Metazoa; Chordata; Mammalia; Primates; Cebidae
Source: RefSeq, a predicted model, not a curated record
AUGGAUCCGCUUCCGGCCGCAGCAGUCUGGGCGGCAGCUGAGGCGGAGGCUGGCAAGGAGGCGGAUCCCCAGGCGGCAGGUAGGGCGCGGGGCUGCGGCAGCACUCACCUGCUCUGGUCCCGCGGCCCGACCACCCUCGGCGGGAGGGGCUCAGCCGCCGUGCGCGGUCCCCGACUCGUUUCCUGCCCCCGCGCCCGGCGUUCGGCCCCGCGCCUCAGUCCCUCGGGGGUCCCCCAGCAUUCCCGCGCGCCUGUUCUUUGGGGGUCCCUCUGCUCUUCCGCGCCCUUGUCCGUUGGGGAUACCCCUGCCCUCUCGCACCCCCGUCCCUCGGGGGUCCCCCUGCCCUCCCGCGUCCCCGUCCCUUGGGGGGUCCCUGUGGCCUCUCGCGCCUCCGUCCCUAGGGGUCCCCUGCCCUCCUGCGCCGGGAAAGCCCUGUCCAGGUUACAGCUGGCCGCGCUCCGAGGCGCCUUUCUGGGGCUCUCAGAGGCGUCCUCGGCGACAGUUUCCUCCUCGCCCCUGUCCUGGUGCCCUGGUCUUGUGCCCUGCCCGGUCACGCUGAGCCAUGGCCCUGGGGGCACCUUUCCUGGACUUGGACGCCUUUCCCAACCACCUACCUUCUCUCAAGCUCGUCAGGUGGCGGGACACAUCCAUGUGCAGCUCGAUGUUGGUGUUCUCCAGCUCCACCAGGCUGCGCUGCAUCUCCAUCUGCUCCUUGAAGGCCCUGAUGAGCUGUGCCUGGAUCUUGUUCAUCUGUACGUGGCUAUCCUCCUCUGCGUCAUGGGACAGCAUCGGGACUGCGGGCAGGAAGGGAGCUGGCUGCACCAGGAGCAAUGCUACUUAAGCCAGAUGGAGACCAUGAAAAGACAGGAUACCUCGGGGCAGCUCCUGUCCAUAUAGCCCCCAGCAAGUGCCGGCCAUGGACCAGGCCUGAGCUGCAGAAGGAAUCCGAUGGGAAGCGGAAGCAGGAGGGCAUUGGUGGUUAAGACAGCAGGCUUUGCCAGGCAAGGUGGCUCACAUCUGUAA